This is a messenger RNA of Monosiga brevicollis MX1, 387 nucleotides long. RefSeq lists its product as uncharacterized. Bases 1 to 387 code for a protein of 128 amino acids. Gene Ontology annotation, biological process: dolichol-linked oligosaccharide biosynthetic process. The record is from RefSeq and is a predicted model, not a curated record. Gene Ontology annotation, molecular function: hexosyltransferase activity. The transcript is spliced from 3 exons. Lineage: Eukaryota; Choanoflagellata; Craspedida; Salpingoecidae.
AUGAGGGCAUUUGUGACCGUGGGUACCACGCAAUUUCAGAGCCUGACAGACGCUGUCGUUGCAGAACCUGUUCUUGAGGCACUGCACCGGGAUGGCAUCACCGAAUUGCACAUUCAACACGGGCGAGCCCCGGCGCCAGAACCCGCGACAAAGAUCCCGGAUGGCCUGCGCAUCGAGACCUUUGAUUUCAAGCCGUCCUUGCAGCAGGAAAUCCUGAACGCCGACCUCGUGAUCGGACACGCAGGAGCGGGCACGAUCUUAGAAACGCUUGAAGCGGGCAAGCCCAUGAUUAUUGUGGUAAACGAGGAGCUCAUGCAUAACCAUCAAAUCGAGCUGGCGCAGGCCAUGGCUGACAGCGGGCACGCUCUCUGCUGCAAUCCCAAGUGA